Molecule: messenger RNA, 1278 nt
Organism: Penaeus vannamei (Pacific white shrimp)
Lineage: Eukaryota; Metazoa; Arthropoda; Malacostraca; Decapoda; Penaeidae
Source: RefSeq, a predicted model, not a curated record
AUGACAGGGAUGGCGCUAUUGCUCGUCCCGCUGCUUCCCUGCCUCGUCACCUCAGCUCUACCCAACGCUGGGAAAAACGCCACCACGUCUGGGGUUUCCAGUGAAGAGCCUGUCGUGAGUACGGCUGACGCGUCUCUAUUCAUCUCUGUUUAUCUGGGGAAACGUGGCACAUCGAGUCCGAAGAGUUCAAAAAGAAGCUUAGACAUGAGAAGCUUAGACAAGAACCAAACAGUGGCAACACUCGGAGCCAAUGAGAAAGAGAAGCUGGACAUCAGACUUCCUCGGUCUCUCAAGCCCCUCCACUACUUGAUCAGACUUCAGCCUUUAAUCAACGGUAACUUGAGCAUCUUCGGCUACGUGGAGGUGGAGAUGGAGGUCCUGGAGCCGACCUCCAACAUCACGCUCCACUUAGCCGACAUCAUCACUAAAAAUGACACUGUCAAGGUUUCCGCUCUGAAUGGAACGGCAUCUGUAGGCAUCAAGAAGCAGCAGUACGAUCCUGAGCGCGAGUUCUACAUCGCCCACCUGGAGAAGCAGCUGGAAAAGGCCGAGAAGUACGUGCUGUCGAUGGACUUCCUCGGGAUCCUGGGCGUUUUUAAAGGCUUCUUCAAAUCGACCUACACAGACAUCGACGGAACUACAAAGAACGUGGCCGCGACGAUAUUCCAGCCCACGGACGCCCGCCGCGCCUUCCCGUGCUUCGACGAGCCAGCCCUGAAGGCGACCUUCGAGGUCCACCUGGCGAGGGAGACCUGGAUGACGUCACUCUCCAACACGCCCCUCGCCGAGACUCGGCCUGUAUGCUUUAACAAUAACCGCGAGGGUCAGGAGGGCUGGGUGUGGGACCGCUUCGAGAGGAGCGUCCCCAUGUCCACCUACCUCGUCGCCUUCCUCGUCUCAGACUUUACAUACAUAGAGUCUUGGAAAGACGACCAAGCGCAGUUCAGAGUUUGGGCGCGGAGAUCAGCCAUAGAGAAUGCAAGAUACGUAGCCUCCAUCGGGCCUAAGAUUUUGAACUUCUACGAGGACUACUUCAACAUUUCCUUCCCUCUCCGGAAGCAGGACAUGGUUGCUUUGCCAGACUUGUCGGCCUUAGCCUUGGGAAACUGGGGCCUCACGAACUCUAGCAAAGUGAAGGACAUGGACGCCAACCAGCGGAGUAUCCAGCAGGUGUUGGAGGAGAUCAAGGGAAACGUCGGCUGGAUGGAGUCCAACUACGACGCCAUCGCCGAGUGGCUGGCGGAGAAGGGCUACUCGGCUGGGCUCGUCGGGUUCUGA